Molecule: messenger RNA, 1177 nt
Organism: Calliphora vicina (urban bluebottle blowfly)
Lineage: Eukaryota; Metazoa; Arthropoda; Insecta; Diptera; Calliphoridae
Product: transforming growth factor beta regulator 1
Exons: 2
Coding region: 85-1074 (329 amino acids)
Biological process (GO): regulation of cell cycle
Cellular component (GO): nucleus
Source: RefSeq, a predicted model, not a curated record
UUUUAAUAAAAAAAAAAAAUAUUUUUUGAUGAGAAAAUACAUAAAUAUUUUAUGAUAAAAUCAAUAUCGGGUCAAUAGAAAAUAAUGUCCUCUUUACACUAUCAAUAUCAAAACAGUCAACACUCACGUGUAAUGAAUUUAAAAUACAAAUCAAAAUAUAAGAAAUUGAAAAGGCAAAUAAAACAAUUGGUUUUUGAAAAUGCUGCUUUGUGCGAUGAAGUGGCUCAAAUACAAUCAGACUUGACAUCAGCCCGUGACGAGAGACGUUAUUUAAUCAAACGUUUAAUGCGCCAUGAGGGCUACGAAGAAAGUACGGAGAAAACUUCGACGGAAGUUGUAACCCAACAGGCAACAGUAACACAAAAGUCAACCAAUAAUAUGCCAAAAAAGCGUGGACCUAAGAAAAGAGUGCUACAAGUCAAUUCCAGUAUUGAGGAAGUAGAAAAAUUAAGACUCAUCUGUGAGGAUAAAUUUGAUGUGGAUGCCCAAGGCAAACCAAAAUUACCUAUUAAUCUGUACAACAUAUUGGUACAUUCUAUGGGUGAAAUAUUGCCAGCAAAUCCGAAUUUUCAUAAUGCCCACUGGAUCUAUCCAGUGGGUUAUGUAGCCACACGUAUUUAUGCCCACCCCAAGGAUCCGCAACGUAAAUGUGUUUAUACAUGUAAAAUAUUAAAUAACACCGGCAUGCCACAAUUUCAAAUUAUACCCGACAAUGAUUUGGAUAGUGUUUUCUUUGGCGAAACAGCCAACGUGUGUCAUCAAACAUUAUUGGAAACCCUAAAACGAUACUUGUCCGAUGGCACCAAGUUGCCAAUACAUGUUCAAGGUGAAAAAUUCUUUGGUUUAGCUAAUAGCACCGUGCAAUCUCUACUCAAGUUGGAUGGCAGCUUCAAACAAUGUGCAAAUUUUAGAGGUUUUCCUAGCAAAAAUGAUAUGACCGAUUACAAUAUCCCGGAAGAAAAAGAUCCAACUAUGUCGUAUGAAUCUUUACAGUCCUUGAUAACAAUGACAGCAUAUCACACCAUGCCGGAAAUAAAAGAUGAACCACCAGAUGAACUAUUUGAGCUGAAUUAAGCUGAUUAAUAUAUUUCUUAUUAUUUGUUUGCAAAUUCAUAUAAAAAGUUCUUAGUAAAAACGAAAAAGGAAUAAAAACACGUUUAAAAAAUUUUAUUCAAAA